AUGGAUCGGGUCCCCUCAGUUUCCCCCCCCGCCCCCGGGACCGAGUUCUCAGUGUAUAACACCACAUCAACAAUGGCCCCUGGACUGGGCACCGGGGGCCGGGCGUGGCCCGUGCUAGUGGGGGUUGUGCUGGGGGCGGUGGUCCUCUCCAUACUCAUCGCGCUUGCUGCCAAGUGCCACCUCUGCCGCAAGUACCGUGCCAGCUACCAGCAUCGCCCACUGUCGGGCACGAGGAGCGGGAACCACCCACAGGUGGGUGACGACGAGGACGACGGCUUCAUCGAGGACAAUUACAUUCAGCCUGGGGCCGGCGAGAUGGACACAGCAGGCAGCCGGGACCACUUCGCUCUGUGAGCCCCAUCUUUGGACACUCCCCACUUCCCUCCAUGCCCGGCACUUGAAAGACAGUGAUGCCUCAAGCCUCAGGGUCAGAAGUGGCUAGUACUUUGUAAAGCUUGACCAGGACUCUGUUUUCCGAUACUCGUCGCCAAAGUGACAAUUCUGUUUCUCAGUAACUCUUCGCGUGGCUCCCUGCUGUCCCAGGAUAAACCCUGACGGUGCAUGAAUGUGGGGAAAGGCCCCUGGAGCAGGCCUCUUGAUUUCCUUUCCUUGCC
Messenger RNA from Peromyscus eremicus (cactus mouse), 614 nucleotides. It is a transcript of the gene C2H1orf210, whose product is annotated as chromosome 2 C1orf210 homolog. NCBI's taxonomy places the organism in Eukaryota, Metazoa, Chordata, Mammalia, Rodentia, Cricetidae. The coding region runs from base 1 to 354 and encodes 117 amino acids. The record is from RefSeq and is a predicted model, not a curated record. The transcript is spliced from 2 exons.